Molecule: messenger RNA, 1612 nt
Organism: Aethalodelphis obliquidens (Pacific white-sided dolphin)
Lineage: Eukaryota; Metazoa; Chordata; Mammalia; Artiodactyla; Delphinidae
Gene: ANAPC10
Product: anaphase promoting complex subunit 10
Exons: 6
Coding region: 308-859 (183 amino acids)
Biological process (GO): protein K11-linked ubiquitination; anaphase-promoting complex-dependent catabolic process
Cellular component (GO): anaphase-promoting complex
Source: RefSeq, a predicted model, not a curated record
GCGUAGUUUAUGGGGUGUGGGAAUCGGCUUUAGCCGUCGUUCCUGCAAUGCACGAACCACUGAAGGGAAAAUAAAGGGCCUUUCAAUAAAGACCUGAUCGCAAGGAGUUUAAGAUAUGAUAAAGGAGAAGACGGAGAAGUCACCAAGGGGGAAAGUGAUAUAAAAGUGCACCCGAAAUGUUAAAGGCGUUCACCUGGGAGAUUAUUUGAGCUAACCCUGGUUACAGCAGAGUACACGCUGCUGUGAGCACAGUGACGUCUGGCCAUCAUGUCUACAGACGGGGAGUGGACAAGCAGGAUUCGACUUCAUGGCGGCAAAGAAUAUUUUUAAAAUGACCACACCAAAUAAGACACCUCCCGGUGCUGACCCUAAGCAGUUGGAAAGGACUGGAACAGUACGGGAAAUUGGGUCACAAGCUGUUUGGUCACUCUCAUCUUGCAAACCAGGAUUUGGAGUGGAUCAAUUACGAGAUGACAAUCUAGAAACUUAUUGGCAGUCAGAUGGCUCCCAGCCUCAUUUAGUGAACAUCCAAUUCAGAAGAAAAACAACAGUGAAGACAUUAUGUAUUUAUGCGGACUACAAAUCUGAUGAAAGCUAUACUCCAAGCAAGAUCUCAGUCAGAGUAGGAAAUAAUUUUCACAAUCUUCAAGAGAUUCGGCAACUUGAAUUGGUGGAACCAAGUGGCUGGAUUCACGUUCCUUUAACUGAUAAUCAUAAGAAGCCAACUCGCACAUUCAUGAUACAGAUUGCUGUUCUAGCCAAUCAUCAGAAUGGAAGAGAUACCCACAUGAGACAAAUUAAAAUAUACACACCCGUGGAAGAGAGCUCCAUUGCAGAAUCUCAGCUCUUUUUUCUAUGAGUUCCACAAAGAGUUUGUCAUUUUCAUUCUGUUGUCUUUAAAGUAAGAAGCAUGGUAAGUGACUGUAUCAUCACCAAAAAGUCUGUAACCAAAACUCAUUUGAGAUCAGUGAAUUACUCCCAAGCAUAGAUGUCAGAUGCUGGGAAGGGUAGAAGAAAAACAGAUGGAUAGGAAUUAAAAGAAAAGGAGAGAAUCAAGAAAAUAAGAGCAAUAUAUACUUGGCACUGUAUUGAUGUUCUGCGUUAGUCUGAUAAGGAAAACAUUCAUGUAAACAACAGGCAGAGUCUAAGAGGCAGAGAAAUCUAAUAAAAAGUACAGGAAGUUUUAUUAGUAAUAAUGUUACUACUUGCUAACUGCUUUUUAAAAAUUUGCUUAAAACAAAAGAGGAGGAGGACUAAUUAUCAUUUACCUGAUCCAGUCUGUUACUUCCUACUAUUAAUAGUUUGUGAAAAAAACUCCUACAAUUAGGAAGAAUUAAGAAGAAUGUUGGGGAAAUCACUAUGUUUUCUAGUUCUACUCCCUUUCCCUGUUUUUCAUAAACCAGCUGAGCACCUCAUUAGGCAUGGGAAAACUUGGUAGCCCUGGAUUGUGGAGGUAAUGCUUCCCCUUAUUUUAAGGAUUAUCUGAAGUCCUGAUAGACCAUGUAUUACAUUAACAAUGCAUAAUUAUCUGAAGCAGUUUCAUUUCUCUUUUGAAAGAGCAAAUUAUAUAGCCAACAAAAUAUUUGUAUCUAGAAUAUAUAAAGAACUCUUC